Molecule: messenger RNA, 2035 nt
Organism: Paramecium sonneborni
Lineage: Eukaryota; Ciliophora; Oligohymenophorea; Peniculida; Parameciidae
Source: the annotation of a GenBank genome assembly
AUGUCUUUAUAAUGUAUUGAAAAUUGUGAUAUUUGCUCCAAUCAAACAAAUUGUUAAGUUUGCUAAGAGGGAUACUGUAUAAAUUAAUUAACAUAAUGUUAAGUAUGCAUUCCUUCUUGUUAAAUGAGUAGCAAUUCAUUAAAUUGCGAUUUAUGUUUAAUUGGAUAUUAUGUACUGGAUUAGAAAUGUGAACAAUGUAAUCAUAAUUGCUUAACAUGUAAUGAAUUAUCAGAUUAAUGUAUUACUUGUAGAUCCAAUUAUGAAAUAAAUUCUAAUAAUUAAUUUAUUUGUCAAAAUGGAUACAAUGAAGAGUAAAAUCACUGCUAUAGAUGUGAAUAUCCAUGUAAAACCUGUUUAAGUAAAACAAUAUGUUAGGAAUGUGUCCUGUAUCCAAUUUACAGAUAGAUUCCAAUUUUUAAUGUAAUUGCAGUCCAGGUUAUUUCUGGAAUUAAAAGAGUUGUUCUGAAUGUUAUUAAUCAUGUUUAAGUUGUAUAAAUGAUUAAUAUCAUUGCCUAAGUUGUGAAUAAAGACUAAAUAGAAUUUUAAAUAAUAACAAAUGUGUGUGCACUUAAAAUUAUUUCGAAAGUGAAGAUGAAGUUUGUAUCUCAUGUUAGGAUUAAUUGGAUAAAUCUUAAGAAAAAUGUAGAUAUUAAGAUUGUUAAGAUUAAAUUUGGACAUAUGGAGAAGAAUGCGAUGAUGGAAAUGAUGUAAAUAGAGAUGGCUGUUCUAAUUGUAAGAUUGAUCAUAAUUUCUCUUGUUUUAAUAAAAUACUAAAGUAAUCAAUCUGUUUUUAAUGUUCAACUAAUUGCAUUUAAUGCCUACUGAAUCCAUAGACAAAAAAAUCCUAAUGUAUUAAAUGCCAAGUUGGCUAUUUCUUAGAUAAAAAUGAUUGUGUAUAAUGUUCAAUCAAUUGUGUCAAAUGCAUUGAUUAAGCUUAUAAUUGUAUUAGUUGUAAGUUUUCUUAAGAGAAGAAUCAGAAAUGUUAAGUCUGUGAAUCAGGAUAUUACGCAGAUGAAAUAAAUAGAACUUGUUUAAAUAAAUGUGGUGAUUAAAUUAAAACAAAGGAAGAGGAAUGUGAUGAUGGAAAUCUUGUUAAAGGUGAUGGAUGUGAUGAUUAAUGUAUGCUAGAAGAAAAUUAUAUAUUUCUGAAUGGAGUAAGUAUCGUUUCAAAUUAUCCAAAACCAUUAUUACAUAGCAUAAACACUUCUUAGGUUUAUUUUGGUAUCAGGUUAUUUAAUCAUAUACCACUCACAUUGUUAUAACUGAGGGUUUCCAAAUAAAAGAUUAUCUAUCCGUUCAUAUUUAAAGCAAUAAUAGUGUUAAAUAGAUUUAUUAGAACUUUCAAUUAAUCCAAGAUAUUUCCUAGAUUAAUAAGUUUAAUUAAUCUGAAUUUAAUUUGAUGAUAAAUAUCACCUUCACUAGAAGUUCACAAGAUGAAAUUCUAUUGAUCAAAUUCUUAAAUAACUCCGUCAUUUUUUCAAAUGAAGGAUACUCCCAAAUUGAAACAGAAGUCUUUUGUCUUUUCCCAAAAGUGACUUUCAUAGAUGAUGUUACUAUUACUCAAGUCCAAUUAACAACCGAAAGUAAUAAUUAUGUGCUUUACUUUAUUGGAACAAUGUGUGUAGGAUGAGUGAUAUUCGGAGGAGUUGAAGUCUUUUUCAAUUUGUUAGAUACUCUUUAAAUGCUAUCUUAUUUGAAAUAUAUUAAUGUUUAACUCCCAUAUAAUUUGUAAACGUACUUUGAGCUUUUUGGAUUUGCUUAAUUUAACUUUAUCUAAAAGUUUUUUAAUUUAUCAGAAUUUAUUGAUGAGAUUCUUAAUGCAAAACAAUUAAAGAAAAUACCCAGAAAAAUAGCAAAUGAUAUUACAUCACUAUUUAUAAUUAAUUCUGCAACAAUUACAACAGUUUGGAUUUCUCUAUUCUGUAUCAAUGCAGUUGCAAAAAUGAUACCUAAAUUCUAUAUUCAUUUAAAUUUAAAUUUUAUUCUGAAUCUUAGGUUUAAAAUUCUUGGCUUCUCUAAGUUGGAGUAUACUUGA